AUGGCUACUUUAAUUAAAUUCGUUGAUGCAUAUAAUUUGAAAUUGUAUUUGGCAUCACCAGUUCCUACAUCUAACAGCACAAAUGUAACUAAAAUAAUACCCACUACAACUGUGAAUCCCGUAAUAGUGAAGACAAUUGAAAACGCCAAUGAUUCUGUGAAUGAAAUAGAUGACAUACCUGAUGAAGGUUGGGAAUAUGAAAAUACAACUGCUGUGGACACGCGUAGAAUCCUGUACAGCAAACGGGUUCCAAUCGGAAAAAGACCUUAUAUGAUAUAUUUACAACUGACUAAAGAAUCAGCAAAAGCACACAAGUACAAAGGCUGGCUGUGCGGCGGUGUCAUCCUAUCAAACUACUAUGUACUCACCUCCGCUGCUUGUGUGGAGGACGCGGAUCAUUUCUACAUCGUGUCUGGUACUACAAAGUUCGUCGAUAGUUUCGAUUAUAAAUCUGACAACUGCGUUUGUAAACAUCGUCGUAAAGUUGUAUGGAAGUGCAUACCGAAAAAUUAUAAAUUCGAUUUCCAAGACAGCAUCAAAUGGUCAUCAAAUGACAUCGCUAUAGUGAAAGUCAACAAGCCGUUCAAAUUCGGUGUAGUGGAGACAGGCUGCGAGUUCGCCACCGACCUGGUCUGCUACAACAACGUCAGCAGGGAACUGGAGAAGGCCGGCACUAAGGGAUACAUCUCUGGCUGGGGCAGUGGCAAUACUUUUAGAGAGGGUGUAUACCGACGUCAAUCAGUGCACAUACCAGAGAACGCGAAGUACUUACAAGAGGCAAAAGUGUGUGUAAUGGACAACGAGCAGUGCGCCAAGAAGUGGGCGCAGAAGUUCCGCGCCAUCAUCAACCAGUACAUGGUCUGCACUAAGGAUGUGAUGAAACGAAUCAGCGCGAUAUGCGAUAAAAAAUAUGCAAACUGCACAGAUAUGGAGAACAGACGAAAUGUUGAUGAAGUGGUGCCCAGUGAAGACCUCGCCGUCGACCUCGGCAGACAUCUGCGUGACCCCGACGAUUACACUGCUCGGAGGUCCAGCUUGGGAGGAUUCUGUGAGAACGACCACGGAGGUCCAUUCACAGUGAAGUACAAGGGCAAGGAGCGCGUCAUCGGCGUGAUAUCUGCCUGCAAGAUAGACCCCAAGUCGCACAGCUGCCACGGACCCUUCCUCUACACCUCCGUCUACAAGAACAGACAGUUUAUAUCUUGCGCCAUCACUAAGGAUAUUGAAGAAAGUUGUCGUCGCGUUUUCCGCUCGGGCAUUACUCACGAAGAAUGGUCGGUCAAUUGGGAUAAUGUGGAGGAGGAUGACAACAGAGACGAAAGCGGAGAGGAUGAAACAGAUGAAAGUAAACCGAAGGUUGUAAAUCGUAAAGACAAAAAAAUAAGCUCCGAUGAAUCAAGUGAUAGUGAUGGCAGUAAAGAAACGAAACCCAAGAAUAUACGAGAAAGAAGCAAGAAGGAUGAGAAAGUACCGGAGCAGAAGAAAGAAAAAAAGAAUAAGCAUGCUAACAAACGUCCGAAAAAGAUUAAGGAAGAAAGGAGAAAAUCUAAAAAUAUCAAAUCUAGUGACAGACAGAAUAGGGACGAUACGUUCUAUGAGUCCAGUCGCGAUGAAAAUGUUAACGAUCCUGGAGAUCUUUAA
Messenger RNA from Papilio polytes (common Mormon), 1641 nucleotides. RefSeq lists its product as uncharacterized. Gene Ontology annotation, biological process: proteolysis. The coding region runs from base 1 to 1641 and encodes 546 amino acids. The record is from RefSeq and is a predicted model, not a curated record. Lineage: Eukaryota; Metazoa; Arthropoda; Insecta; Lepidoptera; Papilionidae. The transcript is spliced from 11 exons. Gene Ontology annotation, molecular function: serine-type endopeptidase activity.